UGUCACGGUGGGGCUUAACGUUACCGACUGGCGGGGGGUGUUUGUCUCCCUCUAUCGUUAUCCAAUAUUCACUAAAUCUGUCUCUAAACUCUAACUCGCUGUCUCUGGCGUGUGUUUUAGUGCUUUUUGCGUGCUGUUUUGUUGGAACUGCCUAGCGAUGGUCGUCUGAAUGUGUCUUUCUGUUUUAACUUACUUUAGGCCUGACGUCCAUCUUAUCGUGCCCUUUGUUUCCUGUUUUCAAUCGUCCUCGCGCCUCCCAGUCAACAAACAAAUAUAAGUUAUUAUUUGAGUUCGCAGCGUUUAAACACUUGUGUGGAAUUAGACUGUUGUACCAUAAGAUGGCCAGUUUAACAGAAACGUUUAUUUUAAAAUCGAAAGAGCGACUUUGAAAUAGUCCGAUCGCGAUAUCUACAUUCUGCGAACCCCAAGCACGCCACCAGUAUCUUAUCCACUCAGCUCGACUCGUGAUGAUGCUAAAUGCCACAUUUUGCCAUGGUUCCAUUCGCUGCUUUGAUGCCAUUUAACGUUCGGUUUGUUCGAAACGCGUGGUUUCGUCUCAACAAACUGUUCCCAUAUGUCAUUGAACUAAGUUGCUGUUGCAAUAGCCGCGCGGUAACUCCUGGCUUCAUCAGGUGUGUCAACAGAGGUGAUUUGAAUAAACUCCCAAGGUUGCAUAGACGGCGUUAUUCGUCGUCAAAACGUUUAUAUUCAACUCCCACCAUCUUCAACACAUGGUUUUCUGCGUACAGGAACUUGACUAACUCGAUAGUUCAUGAAGCCUAACGUGUCUAAAGGAAAGUGCACAGAAUCGUUUUUUGGUAAAUGGCGAUCACUUGGAGGUCUGUUGUCAAGAUUUUUUUUUUAACGACGCUUUGCUCCAUAGCAGAGUUUGAGUUGGUGGAGUUUGGAAUUGAGUUUCCUUUCACUUCACUUUGUUUCAUUACACAAUAGUGUUGACGGCCCGUUGCCAUGGAGGGCGAUGUUGUUUCCAUGGAGACCACCCAUGCAGCGGCCCUGGCUCCCGAAGGUGGUGUUCUUCCAGAGGCAGGAGAUGCUGUGAUCCAAGGGGUGGCGGGAGCAUCACAAGCUGUGGAGGUUCCAGGCAACAUGGAGAUGAUGGUGAUGGAUGCCCUGGAUCCAACUUUGUUGCAAAUGAAGACAGAGGUGCUGGAGGGAGGGGGCACAGUGACUGUAACUGGUGGAGACGAGGGUCAGAUCAUCACCCUUCAGGUUGUAAAUAUGGAGGAGCAAGCUGGUGCUGCUUUAGGUCUUGGACAGCUACAGCUAGUGCAGGUUCCAGUCACAACAACUACAGUAGAUGGCCUUCAGGCCACCUAUGUGGAUGGGUCAGCUAAUAAGGAUGCAGAGCCGGUUAUCUGUCACACACUUCCCUUGCCUGAAGGUUUCCAGGUGGUGAAAGUGGGGGCUAAUGGUGAAGUGGAGACUGUGGAGCAAGAGGAGCUCCAAGCUGUCCACAAUGAGCUUCAAGGGACAAGGGAAGAAGAGGGAGAGGAAGGCGAAGUGGCAGCAGAUCAAGAACCCACUGAGCCUCAAACAGGAUGGCAGAAGGACCCAGACUACCAGCCGAUCACGCCGGUCCGCAAAGGAAAGAAGGGAAAGAAAAGCCGUCUGCGUUAUGCGGAGGGCGACCGAGACAUGGAUGUUUCUGUGUACGACUUUGAGGAAGAGCAGCAGGAGGGCCUGCUGUCAGAGGUGAAUGCAGAAAAGGUUGUUGGAAACAUGAAGCCCCCUAAGCCCACUAAGAUCAAGAAAAAAGGUGUGAAGAAGACCUUCCAGUGUGAGCUAUGUAGCUACACAUGCCCACGGCGCUCUAACCUGGACAGGCAUAUGAAGAGCCACACAGAUGAGAGACCACACAAAUGUCACUUGUGUGGAAGGGCCUUUAGAACAGUCACACUGCUGAGAAACCACCUCAACACCCACACAGGCACCCGACCACACAAAUGCACUGACUGUGACAUGGCGUUUGUGACUAGCGGAGAGUUGGUGCGCCAUCGUCGCUACAAGCACACACAUGAGAAGCCCUUCAAGUGCUCCAUGUGUGACUAUUGCAGUGUGGAGGUGAGCAAGUUGAAAAGGCACAUCCGCUCUCACACUGGAGAGCGGCCCUUCCAGUGCAGUCUGUGCAGCUAUGCUAGCAGGGACACUUACAAAUUGAAAAGACACAUGAGGACACACUCGGGCGAGAAGCCAUACGAGUGCUACAUCUGCCAUGCUCGUUUUACCCAGAGUGGCACCAUGAAGAUGCACAUUCUGCAGAAACACACGGAGAAUGUGGCAAAGUUCCAUUGUCCACAUUGUGACACGGUCAUCGCACGCAAGAGUGACCUUGGUGUUCAUUUGCGAAAGCAACAUUCAUUUAUUGAGAAGGGAAAGAAAUGUCGUUACUGUGACGCCGUGUUUCAUGAGCGAUAUGCUCUUAUCCAACACCAGAAGACUCACAAGAAUGAGAAACGUUUUAAAUGCGACCAGUGUGACUACUGUUGCAAGCAGGAACGCCACAUGAUCAUGCACAAACGUACACACACUGGGGAGAAACCCUUUGCCUGCAGUCAGUGUGAGAAAACUUUCAGACAGAAGCAGCUUUUGGACAUGCACUUCAAACGUUACCACGACCCCAACUUUGUGCCCACUGCCUUUGUCUGCAACAAGUGUAGCAAGACGUUCACCCGCAGGAAUACUAUGCUGCGCCACAGUGAGAACUGCAUGGGUGAAGUUCCUGGAGACCAAAAUGGAACUCCUCCUAAGAAGGGUCGCCGUGGUAGGAAGAGGAAGAUGCAGGACAGGCAUGAUGAUGACGACGACACGGAACCUGAACUUGAUGAGGAGCUUGAAGAUGAGGAUGAUUUGUUAACUGAGAUCGAAGUGGAACAGGCUCCACCAGUGGUUCCGAUCGCAGCUCCUGAGGAUCCACCAGUCAAGAGGAAGCGUGGGCGCCCCCCAAAGAACAAGCCAGAUAUGGCUGCUAUCAUCCGCGUUGAGGACGAGGCCACUGGAGAGGUAGAUGACAUCAUCGUGAAAAAGGAGGUCGGUGCUGAACAAGAAGAUAUGGAAGAGGGCGCCACACAUGAAGUGGUUGUCGGUGAAGGCGAUUCCACUAUUCAGAUGGAAGAGAUGUCCCAGGAACAGGAGAUGCAGCUGUCAGAGGCUCCACCAAAUGGAGACCUCACCCCUGAGAUGAUCCUCAGCAUGAUGGACCGGUGAUGGAUGCAAGGGAUGACCUUGUAAACACAAACAGACCCCGUUCACAUCCACAUCUAAUUCUUGGCAUUUAGGAUUACAAACACUUGCAUCCUACAUAGACAAACAUCACUGUUGUAAUUUAAGGCAGGCUUGCUUUUUAAUCAUGCAUUGACAUGGAUGAGUGACAAAGACUUUUAAUACGGAUUUAUUUACCAAAAAUUCAUUUCAAAAUUUGUUUUGGGCUGGCUGUAAUUUCAUCACAGUAUCUUGAGCCUUCUCAUUGUUGUCCUUGGUGUUUAGUACAUUAGUAGGAACAUCAUUAUUAAUAAACCUAUUCUGGCAACAUUAUCAAAAAUCAUGCUUUCCUAAAUCCCAGACUUGUGCAUGUAACUAUUCAGAGGAUCUAGGUGCAUCUUCAUCUCUGUCACCCAUGCCCAGUUUUUAUCGCCUUGUGUAUUUUUUACUUGUUACAUUAUUCUUGGUAAGGAUCACGUGUGUCAUCAGGCGAACAUUGUAAGGAGAUCAAUCACCGAUGUCAUGGAUCUUUCUGCACUUUUUCAAUCCAUGUUCAAUGUCCCCACUGAAGAGCCUUGUUUAUCUUUCGGUUUAGAAAACUGCCCCCCAAAAGCCAUCUUUUAAUUGGCUUUUCAGUUUGACUCCUUAAACCCGGUGUUAGCCUCUGAUGGCAAAAACAACAGGAGACUAUAAAAUAUGUAAUCACUGUCCAGAGACCAGAAGAUAAUGUUAUUGUUAAUUGCAGCAAAAAAGAUUUGAAAUAUUUUUAUUGUAUUUUUAUUUUUUGGUUUCUUUGCUGUGGUUAGUUAAAAAAAAAAAAAAAACUAUUUUAACACCUAUUCUAGUUUAUCAAAGCUUCUAGUCUGCUUACUUUAUAUCUCCUCUUGCUACUGUAACACCCCUAGACAAUGUCUAUGUACAAAACAUUGUCAUUUUAUGUGCAAAGAAUGUCUUUCUUCUUUUUCGUUUUUUUUUUUUUUCUUUUGCUCCCUUGUGUAGCCAUUCCACUUUGGGUUCAUGGUUUCUUUUUGUACUGAUUGCAAUACCUUCUGGGCAGUGUGAUGUUUUAAAUGACUGGCAGUUGACUACAGAUGUAAGAUGGUACAACCAAUAAAAAGUAGACAUGGACUCAUGUUUUAGCUUUC
Molecule: messenger RNA, 4364 nt
Organism: Dunckerocampus dactyliophorus (ringed pipefish)
Lineage: Eukaryota; Metazoa; Chordata; Actinopteri; Syngnathiformes; Syngnathidae
Gene: ctcf
Product: CCCTC-binding factor (zinc finger protein)
Exons: 13
Coding region: 970-3225 (751 amino acids)
Source: RefSeq, a predicted model, not a curated record